Eimeria tenella is the source of this 711-nucleotide messenger RNA. Its product is annotated as CAM kinase, CDPK family, putative. The record is from RefSeq and is a predicted model, not a curated record. Lineage: Eukaryota; Apicomplexa; Conoidasida; Eucoccidiorida; Eimeriidae. The coding region runs from base 1 to 711 and encodes 236 amino acids. The transcript has a single exon.
AUGCAGGCUAAGGAGGAGCCGGCAGCAGCAGCAGCAGCUGACAGUGGUGCUGUUGCUGCUGCUGCUGCUGGCUUCUCCGCAGCAGCAGCAGCAACGCAGGGUGAAGCUGCUUCUGAAGCUGCUCCAGGUGAUAGUUCUGCCGCUGCCCCUGCUGCGCCCGCAGCUUCUUCCGCCCCGGCAGCGGCUGCAGAAGCAGAUGCAGCAGCAGCAGCAGCAGCAGCAGCAGCAAAGGAGCCGCCUCGAAAGCGCGUGAAGAUGGAGGCCUCCGACGCAGUCGCAGCUGCUUCGAAGUCGCCGGGGGAGCAGGCGGCAGCGCAGCAACAAGAGCCGCGGCAGCCGCAAGACCCGCAGCAGCAGCAGCAGCAAGACCCGCAGCAGCAGCAGCAGCAGCAGCAGCAGCAGCAGCAGCAGGGGCGGCGCACCACGGGGGGCGGCCGCUACUACCUCUCGGACGCAUUUUUGGGGGAAGGGACUUACGGGCGAGUGGAGCGGGCGUGGGACAGCGUGCUGCAGCAGCACGUGGCAAUAAAGAAGGUGAACUGCAUCACCCCCCUCACCCCCAGCAGCAGCAGCAGCAGCAGCAGCAGCAGCAGCAGCAGCAGCAGCAGACCUGGGCCAGGUGGAGCUUCGCAAGCACGUUGUGAGGGUCCUUCAAAAGACAGCGCUGCAGCAGCAGCAAACAGCGCUCUGUGCUGCUGCGGAUUCUUUUGA